AUGGAGAUUCCAAAUUCGCUGCAGAAUUUUUACAACAGGGAAAUGACGUUCCCUGUUAUAACCACGAGGGCAACGAAGAAAAGCCCCACGAAGAUCAACGUCAUCACACUGAGCAUCCCGCUGUACGACGCGCGAAUCAUCGAUCUGGUUCUGUUAACUUUGGGAGCCAGUCUGAAUUUUCUCAUUAUACUGCCGAUCGUCUGCAAACCUUCCAUGAGAACGUCCUCGAAUCUCUACGUCGUGAGUCUGGCAUGCUCGAACAUGGUGAUCCUGAUCGAACCUCUGGAGGAGAUACUCAAAUGGUCCCUCGACGUGAACAUGAAGUUGAACAUGGACUACGUGUGCAUGAUCAGCUUCGACGUUUCCGUCAUCACGCUCUCGAUUUUGAAAUUCAUACUGUACAUCGGUAUCUUUCGCGAGCAAGUGUCUUUCGGGGACGAGAUACUGAAGAGAACCACUACACUGAAAGGUAUUCUGUUGAUCUGGUCCUCGUGCAUCAUAUCAAUCGCUAUCGGACUCCAUAUAUACGACUUCUUCGAAGAGGACAUGGCGGACAUUUACGUGUGGUUCACAAUCAUGUUCAUCGGUAUGCCCGUGCUCAUAUCGAUCGCUAUUGACCUUCUGAUUAUGUACGAGUUGUACGUAUUGAAAGAGCUCGAGGGAUCGUGGAGGAUUAGGGAGUUGAAGCAAUUUGUUCUAUUGGUGGUUAUCUCGAUCGCUUUUCUGACCAUACGAAUGCCGUACCGAUUAGCUAGAGCGAUCAGUUUCUUACUGCCUAAAGCGUCGUGCUGCACCGAUGGCAAACGAGAAGGACUCUAUUUCAUGGCCAAAGCGUACCCAAUUGCUUUCUCGCUCAUUUACAUCGUGCUGUCGAACGACUUUCACGAAAUCUUCCAGGUUCGUCUUUGGAAUAUCUAGGUAAAAGUAUUUGAAACAUUUAGUAAUAAUUUUCCUUCGAUUGCAGGUGAUCCUAAAAUACCGAUGCUGGACAUGUUCCAAAGAAACCAAAGUUCGUGAAGUUGUUGCUUGA
Messenger RNA from Heterotrigona itama, 1030 nucleotides. The record is from the annotation of a GenBank genome assembly. NCBI's taxonomy places the organism in Eukaryota, Metazoa, Arthropoda, Insecta, Hymenoptera, Apidae.